This is a messenger RNA of Hypomesus transpacificus, 2600 nucleotides long. RefSeq names its product SH3-domain GRB2-like endophilin B2a (gene sh3glb2a). Gene Ontology annotation, cellular component: cytoplasm; membrane. The coding region runs from base 147 to 1325 and encodes 392 amino acids. NCBI's taxonomy places the organism in Eukaryota, Metazoa, Chordata, Actinopteri, Osmeriformes, Osmeridae. Gene Ontology annotation, molecular function: protein binding. The record is from RefSeq and is a predicted model, not a curated record. The transcript has 12 exons. Gene Ontology annotation, biological process: membrane organization.
CGCAGGCUGUCUUUAACACCGCUUUUGGCUUGUCAUCUGACUUGGACUCAACACACACAGCAGGCGCAAAGCACUCAGACAGGGCCACAUCUGUUCCCCUGCCAUAGAUGCUGCGUACAAGAAGUAUAUUUUGCUAACCAGACAUAAUGGAUUUUAACGUCAGAAAAAUGGCCUCGGAUGCAGGUGUAUUUUUCACACGGGCUGUGCAGUUCACGGAGGAAAAGCUGGGACAGGCAGAAAAGACAGAGCUGGAUGCUUACUUUGAAAACCUUCUCAGCCGAGCAGACUGCACCAAAAACUGGACUGAGAAAAUAUUUAGACAGACAGAGGUGCUUCUGCAGCCCAACCCAAGCGCAAGGAUUGAGGAGUUCCUCUAUGAGAAGCUGGACAGGAAGGCACCGUCCAGAUUAACCAAUGCAGAGCUGCUGGGUCAUUACAUGUUGGAUGCAGCCAAAGACUUCGGUCCAGGAACACCAUAUGGAAGCACCCUGAUCAAGGUGGGAGACUGUGAGCGACGUCUUGGAGGGGCAGAGAGAGAGUUCCUCCAGACCUCUGCCAUCAGCUUCCUCACCCCUCUCCGGAACUUCCUGGAGGGAGACUGGAGGACCAUCUCAAAAGAGAGGCGUCUACUGGAGAACCGGCGCCUGGACCUGGAUGUGUGUAAAGCUCGACUGAAGAAGGCCAAAACGGCAGAGGCCAAGGCAGCAUGUGAGGGGGAAGCUGUGCCUGAUUUUCAGGACACCAGAACACGAAACUAUGUCCUGUCUGCCAGUGCCUCUGCGCUCUGGAGUGAGGAAGUGGAAAAAGCGGAGCACGACCUCCGAGUGGCCCAGACGGAGUUCGACCGCCAGGCGGAGGUGACGCGUCUGCUGCUGGAGGGCAUCAGCAGCACUCACGUGAAUCACCUGCGCUGCCUGCACGAGUUUGUGGAGGCUCAGGCAGCCUACUAUAAGCAGUGCCACCUGCACAUGCUUGACCUGCAGAAGGAGCUGAGCAGGUUCCCGAACGCGUUCGCAGCAAACUCCGGCCACCCCGUGUCGCCGGCCGGGCCUCCCCUGGACGCUGUCGGCGCCCUGGACGCUGGCGGCGCGGCGGCGGAGGUGGACACGCUGAAGAUCGAGGAGGUCCAGGCCCCCGCGACGGGCACCCGCAAGGCCAAGGUGCUGUACGACUACGACGCCGCCGACACUAGCGAGCUGUCCCUGCUUGCUGAUGAGCUCAUCACCGUUUACACAGUUCCAGGCAUGGAUUCUGAUUGGCUCAUCGGAGAGCGCGGGAACCUGAAAGGGAAAGUGCCUGUGACAUACCUGGAGCUUCUCAGUUAGAGGAGUCAUGCUUGAAUACACACACGCGCGCACACACACACACACACACACACACACACACACACAACCCUAAACACACUUGCCUUUCAACAUGCUGAUAUUUAUGACCAAACACUUCCAAGUAUGUGUAGUGCUCCUAAUGACGGCCUGCACACUUAUGUGAAUUUGAAGGCAGCUGCACAACAUUAAUUAUGGAGAAAAAGUUGACUAACAAGGGCAACAUGGUGGAAACUUGUGAUGCAAGUUGUUUACAUAUUAAAAUUUCCUGUCAUAUUUAUUUUCUUUAUUCUUAUGAAAAACUGUAGGAAACAGUAAAAGGAAGUGAGAGUAGUAAUUAGAGGGAUAAAGAACAUGGGUUAAGAUUGAUGGUAUAGCGUCAUACAAGUUGACAACUAAGAAACACCUGUUCUUCCCACUUUGAUUUUCCACUCCACCGCUCUACGCAAACAUGUUUCUGAAAGGCCACAUACAUUCCAAAAAGCACUCUACGCAAGCAUGGGGGUUUCCAUUUAUCUUUGUGUGGGCAACAUUCCUAUGUUGUAAAUGUUCUUGUCCCUAACCUUUAGAGAAAACUGACACUGCCCAUACAAUUCGAGUUUGGAAAUGUAACAAACACACAGCUCAAAUAUGAACCUCUCCCCCCUCAAAUAUGAAUUGCCUUAAGAUGGGGGUACACUCGCUAUGGCUAUCUACUAAUCCAGAGAAUGUCAUCUCCAUAACACUCACUCUCAGGCCUGUUGGUCAAACACAGCUUUUGAACAAGCUUGACACACUUCAGUAUGCAUGACGUACUCUUAUCAUUUAUAUGAUAUAAAGUGUGUUAGUUUUGCUCUUUGGAAUUUCAUUGUAUGUCGUCUGGCCUCUUUUUUUGUCGGUUUUAAAACAAAGUGUUUGAAAAGUUGUUGUGUCCUUUGUGUAAUGAGGUUGCAGAACCAGCCCAGGCUGCUGCAUGUGCUCCUGCCAGUGAUUUCUAUGAAUGCUUUUAAUAGCAAACAGGCUGUUUUAGAUCAGAAAUAUAACGCAAUUAUUAUUUUUAUUGCCAAUCUUUUUGUACCAAAAUAUUUGCACAAGCAAAGUAUGUUCACUACCACACCGUACAAACUGUACCUGUGCAUGCACUCCUAAGAUUUUAACUAUUGCUGCUGUGUUACUGUUUCGUUAUUAGUCUUCUAUUAUUUCUUAUUUGCUUUGACCUGUCUAUUUAUUGCCUGUUCCUAAGCCAUGUUGAAUGACUGAAAAUGUAUUUGGUUUAAUAAAAAUUAAGCUUUAUUGGGA